GCACACGUACACGCGCGCACUGCAAUAUUCAUCCUUUCAAAAAAUAAAUAAAUAAUAAUAAUAAUAAUAAUCGGAGAGAGCAAGCCAUUUGAUUGGUCAAUAAUUAGCAAAACAAUCACACACCCACGUGGUGACUGACCAACAGAAUAGAUUUAUGAAAAACGAAUAUGAUUGACCAUAUUUGGACAUGCGAGGCUUCCGCCCUACAGCUGCGAUGUAUACUACUUAUUCAUCAAGAUUUUAUAUAUAUUUUUUUUGGCUCAUCAUUCAUGUCGUUGAUUCGCUUGACGUCCGAUACCGUUCGCACCGUACCGCGUGUCAUUCCUUUUCUGUCACGCGUUCCCGGAAUCAACGCAGUCAAAGGUCAUUCGUAUUCAUCAUGCGCUCUUUGGGUCACAAACGACUCGCUUCUGCUUUUGGAGGAAAACGAAAGGCGAACGAGAACGGCCUCAGGCCCCAAAAAACGAAAACUGCACCUGCGUGCGUGCGUGCAGGCAUGGCGACCGUUUACAGCAGGUUCAAGUUUGUGGAGAAGCUGAGCGAGGCGGCGAGCGCGCGGCUGAACAAGACUUCGCUGGUGCUGGGAAUGCUCGCCUGCUUGGGAAUGUGCGUGGUCGCCACGUUCCAGGAGACGACGGUGACGGCGGUUCACGACAUCGGGGCCUUGCUGUUCUUCGUCUCGGGCGUCCUCUACAUCCUCCUGCAGUCCGUCAUUUCCUACCGGGCGUUCCCGUGCAGCUCGUCGGCGGCGGUGUGCCGGGCGCGGCUGGCCGUGGCCGUCGUCGCCUCUCUGGCCUUCUUCCCGACUGUCAUUUGCGCGUUUUUCGUCAAGCAAAUGGACCUGCACAGAGACACGGGGAGCAAGGACUAUCCGUUCCACAUGGCCAGCGCCGUGUGCGAGUGGAUCGUGGCCUUCAGCUUCAUCUGCUUCUUCCUCACCUACAUUGACGACUUUAAACUGUUUACGUUGCGGGUCAAGGCCGAGCUGCUGUAGCGGAAGAGCGACGACGCACACUUCCUGUAGCACUUCGCGGGCGACUCCGCUCGGCCUGUUGAACUUUGCUCCUCCGCUCUUGCGACACGACGGCGGCGCCUCUUGAAAAAGAAAAUUACGAGAAGCGGGUGUAAUCGACGAGCACUGCGGUCACAUGACGCUGUUAAAACAGCCACUUAUAUUUUGAUACCUUUGUUCCAGUUGCCAGCGCAGCAGCAUGUGACUGACUGAAAGCAAUCUUUAAUGUUUCAGGUAGUACACUACUCCCAAAAGUUGAUUUGGAAAUUUCACCCUGACUAUUUGUGAGUAGUGUAUAUGUUAUGCAUAAAUAUCAUUUCACGAUCAAUUAAUCAGUAUUGCAGGUCCAAAUAUCGCAGUUAUCUAUCGUGUGCUUAAAUGUGCUUUGUGGGGAAAAAGGGACUGAUGAAAAGCAUUUAAUGUAUUGUUUAUUCAACACUGCCGAGCGCGACAAUAAAGACACUUUUUUACAAUGUUUAAAAAAAAA
Messenger RNA from Phycodurus eques (leafy seadragon), 1499 nucleotides. It is a transcript of the gene dram1, whose product is annotated as DNA-damage regulated autophagy modulator 1. The coding region runs from base 188 to 994 and encodes 268 amino acids. Gene Ontology annotation, cellular component: lysosome. The transcript has 5 exons. The record is from RefSeq and is a predicted model, not a curated record. NCBI's taxonomy places the organism in Eukaryota, Metazoa, Chordata, Actinopteri, Syngnathiformes, Syngnathidae. Gene Ontology annotation, biological process: regulation of autophagy.